This is a messenger RNA of Mya arenaria, 1660 nucleotides long. RefSeq lists its product as uncharacterized. The transcript is spliced from 6 exons. The record is from RefSeq and is a predicted model, not a curated record. Lineage: Eukaryota; Metazoa; Mollusca; Bivalvia; Myida; Myidae. The coding region runs from base 260 to 1660 and encodes 466 amino acids.
UUUUCUACCCUGUCCAAUAACUCUAGUCAAAACUCUGCUUAUAAGGUUCAUACGUGAUUUUAUUUUACAUUAUUAUCUCUCAGUGACACUGUAAGCUAUCAUUUUGGAGUGUGGGAUAUAUAGUUUAACACUCUGCUAUUAUUCAGGCAAAAAGAAAGAAGGUGGUUUUAUACGAGGUUUAGAUUGGUAAACACUGCUUUAUACUUCAUGAAUUUCCAACAUAAUCUAGGAAUCCAUUUUCAUUAAUCUGUUACUGAAAAUGCUGAGACCUGGAAGGAAGUUUCGUGAAAACCAAAGGUCGCUACAGGCGCUUCUUGCACUGCAAACUAUAAACGAACCAAUUUGCAACAUUGUAAAAAGGAAAUUCGAGACAUUACGGUUACUGUGGCUAAAUGAAGCAGAACACAAAGGUUCUCCGUGUGUAUCGUGCGAGACACAGAACUUAGGUCAAUGUCCAACAAAGACUUUAUGUUAUGAAACUCUAUGUAGAGACUAUAAUACAUCGGAACGCCAAAGGAGAGCAUGCCAAAAUUGUAGCAACUCCAUUGAGUAUUUCAAAACUCAGAUUGUAAAAAGUCACCGAUCAGGAAAACCCAACUGGCUAACGACCGAUCCAAAAUUAUGGUCCUCAAAUGCAAUUGCGAUUGCAAAAUGUUUCAUUCCGCCAUGGAAAGAUAAAAAUACUCAAAGGGCAGAUGGCACCGAUUGCUUAAGUCUUCUUCAUAUCCUUAGGAACUGCAAACAUUGUCAAGACUAUUUCUCAUUCGACGUCACUAGAAGUAACAACAUCCUGAGUCAGACGAUUACGAUUGUGCGUGAAGUUCAACAUUCCGUAGCCGUUAAAAUAAGCAAAAGGCAGUUACAUUGUUUGUUCAGAUGUCUGCGCAGGCUUUUGAAGGAUGGAAAGUAUCUAGUUGACGACCCUUUGGCCAUUGACGCAUUGAGACGGCUCGAAAUGAUUCAGAAAGGAAAGCUGAAUUGUAACUGUGGAAUUGAAUAUUCACUUAUUGUACAGCCUCAAAGCAAACUCACAUCAGAAGUAGGAAGGUUCAAAAGGUAUCCUUCCUUAAGGUCAAGAUCCAGCUCUGCUACGAUUAAUUUAGAAACGCAAUGGGAAAGCGAACAAUUGCUUUUUCAUUGUACAUGUCACACAGAAGACCAGCAAGCAUAUGAAUAUUGCAUGAGGAGAGUUCAAAUGGCACUCGCAAAAUGGUCUUGCGCGGAACAGGUUUACAAUGGAAAAUUUACGUUCUUUGCAUCCAAAAGGGAAUAUCUCGAGACAUUGCUUGAUAAUUCCUGUCGUAUAGAACAAAAGGCUGUUUCAGACGUACGUACUGUUGGUUCGCUUGUCUUUUUUAUUGUUUCGUCGUCUGAUCAAGAACACCUUGAAAGUUUAUGCACUCGGAUCACUGGCCACGAAAGAAAAAGGAAAAAUGUAUGCGUUGCAGUAGUUAGUGAUAGGAAUCCAUUGGAUGAACCAUGCACAGAUCAAACGAGCUGGGGCUUUUUGCGAAGAUGUUCAAAUAUCAGUACUCUUAGAGCUGAUGUUGACGAGCUUUUUGAAAGAUUCAUUUUUAAGAUUUACGAGGCAAACCUGAAUCUGUAUUUUGAGCAAAAAGACGUCACAGGUAUCGUUCACAUUCGACUUUAUGAUAGUUAA